This is a messenger RNA of Zea mays, 1323 nucleotides long. RefSeq lists its product as uncharacterized. The record is from RefSeq and is marked validated. The transcript has a single exon. Lineage: Eukaryota; Viridiplantae; Streptophyta; Magnoliopsida; Poales; Poaceae. The coding region runs from base 162 to 1061 and encodes 299 amino acids.
UUUUGCAGUUGCAGACUUGCAGGUAAGCAAGCAGAACAGAGUGGCAUGGCACAUCUCUCAAGUCCCAACUGACUGCCUGCCAUGGUAGUGUAGUGUCUGAGUUCUGAACAGAGCAGGCGCAGGAGAAGUGAAACAUUUGUUCACUUGUGCAGCCCAGGUGCAUGUUGUCCAGAGAUAAGCAGGUGAUGGCUGCGCCGAUGGCCGCGGCGGACGGCGGGCUGAGGCGGCUGUUCGAGAAGCCGCUGCCGGAGAACCCGACGCUGCUGGAGGCGCUCUCGGCGUGGAACCGCAACGUGCACCACCCCAGCAGCAAGCCCAUCGACACGGCGUCCUUCACGGAGAUCUUCGGCGAGCUCCACUUCCAGGAGAAGCAGCAGCCCGACCGAGGCGCCCUCCUGCCGCCGUCGCCGUCGCCCCCGCCGACGCCGCUCCCUCCUUCCCGCACGCUGUCGUGGCUCGACAUCGCGGCCGAGGCCGAGAAGAGCAAGGACGACUCGUCGCUGGACGCGCUGCUGAGGCCCAAGCCAGCGACCACCGUGGCCACGGUGAAGAGGAGCGCGAGCUUCUGCACCAAGAAGGGCUCCUCCGCGUCGCUGCUGCUCUGCACCGAGGGGCUCGGCUCCGAGAGCACCGUGGACGCUGACGACAUGUUCAAGGACGGCGACGCCGAGGCCGAGGCCGAGGCCGCCGCCGCCGCGCUCAAGGGCACGGACACGGCGGACGGCAGCGACGCCGAGGAGGCGGUGAAGGAGGAGAGGCAGCCAAAGACGUUCCCGCCGCCGAUACCGUCCAUCGGGCGCGGCGGCAAGCCGUACGUGUGCUUCCGGUCGUUCCGGGAGGACGGCCGGUUCGUGCUGCUGGAGGUGGUGAUCCCCGGGAAGGAGCUCCUGCAGGCCACGCGCGAGGGCGGCCGGCUCAGGCUGCAGUUCGCCAACGCUGCCGCAGCAGCCGCAGGUGGUGUGGGUGUCGUCGACGAGGCGGUGCACGGAGGUGACGACGAUGGCGACCCCCGUGGCAAGAACGCAUGCAUAGACGACGACGACCACGAUGACGAGCGCUAGGUGAUCGUCGGGGUUCGUUGAUGUACUUGGCAUACUUUAUCACGAUCGAUAAUUGUCCUACUACUACUGCUACGGAUGAUGAUGAUGCAAUGGUGAAUCAUGCUGAUGAGAAGCAUCGGCUAACUAAUUAAUUAAUGUUUCUAAAGUGUUUUUCAGAAAGUGAUCUGAAAAGCGUUGUGCUCGUCCUAUUCAGUCAUAAAUUCAGAUUCCACCUUUCUUGAUGCUCGAUAUAUUUUUUCUAUAAAAACGAUUCUUGAUCCUA